Messenger RNA from Botrytis deweyae, 2199 nucleotides. RefSeq lists its product as uncharacterized. The transcript is spliced from 9 exons. NCBI's taxonomy places the organism in Eukaryota, Fungi, Ascomycota, Leotiomycetes, Helotiales, Sclerotiniaceae. The record is from RefSeq and is a predicted model, not a curated record. Bases 1 to 2199 code for a protein of 732 amino acids.
AUGAGUAUUAAUGCACGACGCAGUGCGCCUAGCGCAAGAUCCUCUCUGAGAGAACGAGAGUUUAAUUCGGCGAGCAUAGCUGGGGAACAUUCUAAGAACUUUACGACCGAAAAGAAAUUUGUCAUUGGCGUGGACUUUGGAACUACCUUCACAUCUGUAUCCUAUUUCUUCCACCCGAUCAAUGAACGGCACCCUCGAGCUUUUCCGGAACAAAUUUUGAGCAUUAAAAACUGGCCAGAGGAUUUGAGUAGUGGUGAUGCUGGUGGAACUCGCCCUCAAGUACCUUCCGAGACAUGGUACUCACCAAUUCCUUUGUCUAGGGAGGCGCCCCAAGAUACCGACGAGCACGAUGAAACAUUGGAAGAGUUCGUGUAUGAUGAUGAAGAUCACCCUUUGACUUACGUGAGAGACGCAAAUGCCGAGUCAGAUGGAGACGAGUCCUCGGAAUUUCUCUGGGGUUACCAGGUGCAUCACCAGCAGUACAGAGAAAACAUUUCCCGGAAUACCGGGACUAGAGUCAAAAGAUCCAAGCUACACCUUGUUCCGACAGCUUACACGCAUGACGACCGUAUUGAACUACUUCGUAGUAUAGAGAUUCUGAUCGAUAAUGGCAUUAUUCGGAAACAUGGUUCGAAAAAUGAACCUGAUGCAAGGGAUGUGCUCGAUAUAUUUACGGACUUUCUGUUGAAAGUUCUCAAUCAUACCAAAGAGCAGCUCAUUCAACUCCACAACUUCUCUAGUCAGUCUGUCGUUGAGUUUGCUUUGACUGUACCAACAAUCUGGAGUCCCAAUGCAUCCCGGAUUCUUCAAACUGCCCUACAAAACGCCGCAAGACUUGUCAAGUUUGGAAAUAUUUCACCGAAGAAAGCUGUCGUACCAUAUAUUGUGUCUGAGCCAGAAGCAGCUGCAAUUUAUAUGCUGGCAGGAAAUUCCUCAGUACAUCCGAGAGAAACAUUCAUUAUAGCAGAUUGUGGGGGUGGAACUGUCGACAUUGUCACAUAUGAGAUUGGUACAGAGCAUCCUCUGAGAUUGAGCGAGGAAAAGGUUACACCAGGAGGUGACAAUUGUGGGAGUAGUUAUCUCAAUGAGAACUGGAAAAAUAUGCUUCUCAACAAAUUGAAAGACGAAAGUUAUCUACUCGAUAUGUGGCCGGCUGGCGAAUCCUUGGAAUCAAUUGUCAAUCGUUUCAUUCCGAACUUUGAGAAUGAUCAUAAGAGACGCAAAGAUAUAACCUCUGUUUUCGGACUAAAAACUCGUCUCCAUCUUCCUGGCCUGAAGGCAAAUGCAGAGAAAAGAUUCGACGAUGGUCAUAUCGUUAUCAUAAAACAAGAUUGGGAAGAAGUAUUCAAUCCUCUUCUGGAGCGGGUAAAGAAGCUAUUGCAUACCCAGUUACUCACUGCACUUGAAAAGGACCUAAAAGUCAAGAAAGUGUUCCUACUUGGAGGAUUUGGAGCAUCUCCAUCCCUGAGGUCUUAUCUUCGAAACUAUUUAAGAGAGAUGUCAAAUAAACCUGAGGUUGGUUAUGAUAUCAAAUUAAUGACAGGAAACGAUGCCUCUGGAUAUCCAGUCACAGCGGUAUCUUGUGGUGCCGUCCUAGCUGCACUCAAUAAAACCAACGGUCCAGCGCGAAGAGCUCAAUCUAGUUACGGAUUCUUUAGUAGAGAGCCAUAUGAAAAGAACCCCCCGCUGGGUUAUCCUGGGCACGUUGAAUCUACCUUUAUUAGGGAUCGCGAAAUAUGUCCAAUUGAUGGAGAUGAAUAUGUUCAUGUUAUUAAUUAUUUUGUCAUUAAGGGGGAACUUGUCCCACCAAAAUACAAGUUUCCACCUAUCACAUCAAUUUACACAUUUCCAUUGAACGAAGAGAAAUUUAUAUGCGAAGAAUUGCUGUAUGUCUCGGACAAAGCAAGACUUUCUCAUUUCCCUUUGGCACACGACAGAAAUAAUGAUGCGCAAAUAGCUAGCCGGAUUAUAUUUGACAUGACCUUCCUCCGCACUAAAAAAUUGAUCAAGCCAACAACAGUAAGGCGAGGACCGAUUAGCAUCGUCAAGCCACAUUAUCAAUUUCAGCUUGAGAUAUUUCCUGAAUUGAAUGGCAUGUUACUGGAGUAUUAUGCCAAGUACUCUACCGAAAAUGGCAAAACUACUGUAAGCAAAGGACAGGUUUCGGUCGCUGCUGCUUUUGCGCCGGGGUGUGAAUGA